UCAUCUCACCCCUAACCAGGUUCGUUAAAAGAGGUGCAAGGCAACAGAGCAAGCACGCGCUUCACGUGCAACGAGCUGCGUUGUUGAAGAGUCCUUGUUUCGAUCAAGUCCUUGGAGCAGCAGGAGGACUGUGUGCAGCUGCCGAUCUAGUCUCUUCCUCCUUCUGUCUCUCUGUGAAUCUCUGUCCCUACCUCGCUGGUGCUUGCUUGGUCGUGAUGGCGAGGCGAGGGUUCGCCGCUCCGGCACAGCGAUUCGCGCUGUUGGCCGCAGUGCAGGUGGCGCUGGUUCUUCUAGCUCUCGGCUAUGGCUGUCAAAUGGCGUCUGCUCGCCGCGUCACUGCUGAACAACGGCUGGCGGCGGCCAUCAACUCUACCGCUAAGGCAACGCGUCCCGUUGUGGUGACCAUCACUGAGGACAUCGUGCUCACGCGAUCGCUGCCAUUGAUUCUCGGUCCUAUCGUCAUCAAGGGAGGGUGUGGUCGGCGCAAAUGCGUCGUKGAUGGUGCGGGCAAGUACGGCAUUUUCCAGGCCUAUGCACUGCCCCCUCUGUGCUCGGUGACCAUCGAGAACUUGAUCUUGCGCAAUGCUGCGCAAGGAGCUGUCUACUCCAAGUGCGACCUGAAGCUGAGGCGUGUGGACUUCACGAAGAACAAGGGAGCGAGCGCCGCCGCGGUUGGCAAUGGACAGGCSUCGUGGCACAUCGARGAYUGCUUGUUCGAGAAGAACAGCGCGUCAGGUGCCGGCGGUGCGCUUUACGUCAGCGCUGCCGGKAGGGGGAGAGUCGUCCGUACCACGUUCAGGUCGAACAGGGCGGGACAGGAUGGUGGAGCCGUGUACAUCUACGGACAGAUGACCGGUUCUUACGUCUUCGAUCGCGUGACCCUGGACUCGAACGCGGCUGCAAAGAGUGGCGGCGGACUGUUCGUAGUCGGGACAGCGUCGGGUGCUCCGAAGGUGUUCGUCUCCGGAUGCAAGUUCUCGAAGAACGUGGCAACGGGCGGCCCUGGCGGUGCGCUGGCGCUCAGCGCAUCGGUGGAUGCCCGAAUUUGUCACACCUCCAUCGUUGGGGGCCGGAACGCAGCGAAAGGCGGGAAAGGCAACGACGUCGCUCUGUUAGACGGCAACUAUCACCCUCAAAUGACAGUCUCAUUCUGUCCCAGAAAGCCUUCUGGUCUUUCCCUGUUCGUCACUCGCGUUCCCAAACUCCCGGUCGUUAGCCAGAACUGCUGGGUCUGUGCACUCCCACGCUAAGGACAUUUCUUCGAACGACGCUAUAGUCGAUUUCCUCCAUGAUUCUGUUGGGUCAACCUGGCUGUGUGCGUGUGUGUGUGCGUGUGUGUGUGUGGUGUGUGUUUUCUUUCAGUUUGCCUCGCACACUGCUUAUCAAUGCAGUGCUAUCGUUUUCUUUGUCAGACUUGACGGCUCUGUUGGUCAGUCUGUCAAUUUAUCUAUAUAUUUGUGACAGCGUGUCUCACGGACUCUCACUCCGUUGCUUUGGCGGCGGACACGCACGGAUCGUUCGCUGAGAGUGUCCACAACAAGUGUAGUGACGGCUGAAGAAAAAAGGAAAAGGGAGACGUUAUUACUGCUAGGAUCACUCAAGAAAGCUCGCGGUGUGAGAGACCGUGUGCGCUUCGUCGCCUUGCGGCGGUUCAUUAGGACAGGCAUCUGUUGCGCGUGAUGGCUCGGGAGGAGGCAGGCGGUACUAUCUUUCGAUUGGCCUGAGGGUUGAGCAUUAGCAGCAGAGUCUCGGAAGUUUCUGGCACUCGAAAUUGAUAGAGGAUUUUCAGGUGGGAACAGCCUGUGGAAUCCUCGACGUUCCUGUGACAGCAAAUCGUAACUGAUUCAUGUGCUGCAAAAGACGGAAUAUUCUUUGUGAG
Chara braunii is the source of this 1879-nucleotide messenger RNA. Lineage: Eukaryota; Viridiplantae; Streptophyta; Charophyceae; Charales; Characeae. The record is from the annotation of a GenBank genome assembly.